Messenger RNA from Olea europaea var. sylvestris, 915 nucleotides. Its product is annotated as pentatricopeptide repeat-containing protein At5g13270, chloroplastic-like. Gene Ontology annotation, cellular component: intracellular membrane-bounded organelle. The record is from RefSeq and is a predicted model, not a curated record. Gene Ontology annotation, molecular function: protein binding; RNA binding. Gene Ontology annotation, biological process: RNA modification. The transcript is spliced from 2 exons. NCBI's taxonomy places the organism in Eukaryota, Viridiplantae, Streptophyta, Magnoliopsida, Lamiales, Oleaceae. The coding region runs from base 1 to 915 and encodes 304 amino acids.
AUGGCAAUUCUCCAAUCACUCAAUGCAGUAUUCCCACAAGCAUCGAUUCUUCCCGACAAAUUAUCGAUUAUAAAAACAGCAAAUUACGCUCAAAUUCCUUCAUGGAUAUCUCUCAGCCGCAAAUCCAAUGAUUUUCAACUCAAAAACCCCGAAAUUCAGCAAGGGAAUCUUGAAAAUGUCCACUUAAUUUCCCUUUCCAAACAAGGAAAACUCAAAGAAGCCGAUGAGUUCCUUCAAGAAAUGGACCGGUCUAAUAUUCCGGUUACGCCUCAAUCAUACAAGCAAUUGCUUGAAACUUGUGCAAGUUUAAGGAGCUUGCGUUAUGGAAAGUCAGUUCAUGAUCGGAUAAAAAGAUUAGAAAAAUACCCACCUGCGUUCCUUGAAAAUCAUGUUCUGCAAAUGUAUUGUGAGUGUGGAAAUCUUUCGGAUGCUCGGAAACUGUUUGAUGAAAUACGUGAAAGAACUUUGGAUUCAUGGGUGAUAACUAUAUCUGCUUAUGCAGACGAGGGACUGUUAGAGAAUGCUCUGGAUUUGUACUUGGAAAUGCGGGAUUUAGAUGUUAAGGCUAACCCUUCAAUUUAUAUCAGUCUUUUGAAGUCUCUUUCUGAUUUUUCGUAUUUGGAGCUCGGGAAACAGAUGCAUUGUCAGGUGAUUAAGGCUGGAUUUACUGAAAACGUGUCUAUGGACACCACCAUAUGUAAUAUGUACGUGAAAUGCGGGCGUUUGGAAGCUGCUGAGCGUGUUUUUAAUUUGAUGCGUGAAAAAAAUGCCGUAGGUUGGACAACGAUGAUGGUGGGUUAUAAUCAAGCUGAUAGGGCAGAGGAUGCCUUGAGAUUUUUCUGUAGGAUGGUGGCGGAGGGCAUUGAACUGGAUGCAUUUGUGUUUUCGAUUACUCUCAAAGUUUCUUGGGUUUGA